ACAGAUGCCAAGAGCUGCCAGGGCCAUCAGCUUCCAGCCAAUCCAUCACCAGCAAAACAACAUGGCGGCGCUUAUUCCAGACCACAUCGUUCCUCGGCUGCGCCAAACCUUCUCCACGACGGCGCUUUGCUCAACGACGAGACGCAGUUUUAG
Molecule: messenger RNA, 153 nt
Organism: Neurospora tetrasperma FGSC 2508
Lineage: Eukaryota; Fungi; Ascomycota; Sordariomycetes; Sordariales; Sordariaceae
Exons: 1
Source: RefSeq, a predicted model, not a curated record